This is a messenger RNA of Soboliphyme baturini, 1641 nucleotides long. The record is from the annotation of a GenBank genome assembly. NCBI's taxonomy places the organism in Eukaryota, Metazoa, Nematoda, Enoplea, Dioctophymatida, Soboliphymatidae.
AUGAGCGCCGAAAACAAAAUUAACAUAAAGAACGCAUUCAGUUUGCACCUCAUUGAUGUCAUAUCGGAUUUGACGAAUGAGAAGUCUCGAGUGAAUUUUGAGGUUGCCGGAACGACGAUCAGGGCCGGUGUGAAGAUUUACUCGUAUCGAGUAGACAACGUAUACCAAGAAGCAUACAGAGUGGCCAGCAGAUUGGGGAUUGAGCCUGGGAAAAAAGGUAACCAAGACAAAGAGGAACAACGACGUGAAGGCGCUGCUUCCCCGGAAUGUCCAGUGACUAAGCGGAAGAGACCGCGAAAGCAACUUGUCGGAAGUACAAUCGAAAAGAAUUUGGCAAACAUUACCACUGAUGCAGAAGAUUUUAACUGUGAUAUCGAUCCAUUGUUCGAAAAAUUCAGGAACGCGUUCGGUGCCGGCAGCCCUGCGGCACUGUUCAUGAACAUGUUGCCAACAUCCAGCAAAUCUAAUCAGUUGCUGCUGUGUUGUGCCGAUUCUCAGGCAGCAGUGGAUGAAGAGGCAUUACUCAUGCGGGAUCAACAAUUGAUCAACUCCAUCGAAUCAGAUCCAGAGAUAUCAAAAGUGAUAGAUUUUGUCGCCCGAAAUACCUAUACCACGUUAGCCCCUUCCCUUGCGUUGCUACAGUCAGAAAAUUCUGAUCAGACCAGUCAGAUUGAGGACGAACCUCUGACAUUGGCGGCAGACGGUCAAGACUACAAUUAUUUUAAUAACGUGGAGAAAGGUGAGCUAGAUGAUCAAAUGAAUGAAAAUGGAUCGAUCGACGAUGAAGACGAAUGUGACGUACAAAAAAAUGGAACAGUUCAGAAAUUUGCAACUCUUGAUUUGAUCGCCUCAGCAGUUUCUUCGAAGCCGCUGGAUUACUCUUAUUUCGAGCCUGCGGCAAUGAUCACUUUGGCCGGUCCUAACCAUUGGAAAGUUAAUUACCUUCGGCAGUUGCGAACAAAUCAACUAAAGUCGAAAGGAGGUGCCGAUGAUGCAGACAUAGUGCCGAAAAAAUCGAAGCAGCAAGCUCGCAGACCUCUGACGCGCAUCGACUUCGACGAACAGUUGGAUUUUGGCGAGCUACUUCAAGUAGCGAAACGAUCGACCAUAACUCUGUCCAACACAACGCUUGAGAGAUACAUGCAACGUGACUAUACAUUGGACUCUGACAUCGACUUUGAUCCUAAUCGAUUCAAAUAUCUGUUCAUAAAAAAUAUACCGAUGCGCAAAACCGCAGUAGUUUCAGAGAACUGUGUGAACGGUGACCAGGUGACGGUUUAUAAUUACAAGAACGCGGUUGACAACGAUAACUUUUGUCCUGAUUUACUGCCUGACGGGGAAAAUGAAAAUGAUGACGCCGCAGAGCCUUUCGACUUGCCUUCUUCAUCUUCAUCUUCACCAACUAUUGGCCACCCAGAAGUGAAGGGCGUUGACGAAGCAAAAACCGACUCCGAGUUUGAUCAGCAAUUGCUACCUCAGCCUUUCAAGGUAAACAAAAUCGAGAUCGCCUUCGAAAAAUGUGCUAAAAGGAUUGACGUUCUGCAGUUAAAAGAAUCAAUGUGGAAGAUCAUAAACGACGGCAGUAUCCCUCAUGGAGUGAUUUUAUUUUCAUUCAACUGGCUAUGGAAGCAAUCAAUGUAA